Messenger RNA from Penicillium mononematosum, 2061 nucleotides. RefSeq names its product putative lipoxygenase. The record is from RefSeq and is a predicted model, not a curated record. Lineage: Eukaryota; Fungi; Ascomycota; Eurotiomycetes; Eurotiales; Aspergillaceae. Gene Ontology annotation, molecular function: metal ion binding; oxidoreductase activity, acting on single donors with incorporation of molecular oxygen, incorporation of two atoms of oxygen. The coding region runs from base 1 to 2061 and encodes 686 amino acids. The transcript has 3 exons. Gene Ontology annotation, biological process: lipid oxidation.
AUGGCUCAAAGCGCUACCACAAUGACCCCGCUAACUCCCGGCGUUGUGCUUGGCCAUCCCGAUGUUCAAGGGAAAUGGCCUAGGGACCCUGAACAACUUGCUGUUAACGGCAUUGACAGCGGUGUAUUCAUCAAUGAACUAGCGAAUAUUGAACUUUUGCCGAGGAGUCUCAAAUCAUUGAGUGACGGGGAGAAGAAGUCUUUUGGUCAAAACCCCGAGAAUCUACAUUGGAAAGCCCAUGAACAAGGGCCGUCUCCCAUCCGCGAAGGAACAUAUCGUGGGACCAAGCUAGCGCUCACCAAAGCUUAUGAUCUUAUAGAGCAGCGCUUCAUGUCCUUUAUGGAUGUCGCCAAUUUUGAACCAUUAGUUCCAUCGCCUCUGUCCAGAGAAGAGAAACAGAAGUUCUUUGCUUUUACAAAUGGCUCAGACGGUUAUCCACCCCAUCUAAACCUUGCUGGUAAUCUACCAGCAGCAGAGAUGGAGAAAAACAAGACGCAGAGAUCAACACUCCAGCCAUCUGAUAUAUUUAACAAGAUGCGUCUGCUUCAACUAAGCUCUCUCUUACCUAGUGUUGUGCCUAAUAAAUACAUUAGAGAAGCUGCCAAGGCAGCAGCAUGGGCUUGGUUUGGCUCUAUGGGCACACCCGAUGCAGGGACCAAACUCGAAGAUGUGGAGUCAUAUAACAGGAAAGCUCGCGGGUCUACACACCGUGAAGAUAUCUUUGAUCUCCCCAACGUGGGUGAUUUGGAGGAUUGGUACAGCGAUAACCGGUUCUGCCAGCAGCAGUUUACAGGGGCAAAUCCUACAACUAUUGAGCUUGCCUCGGAUAGUUGGAUACAUCACUUCAUUCAAGCCGCAAAUGCACCAGAGGAUUCAGAAGUUAAGCAGUUCAUCACUGAUCUCAAGGACAAUUGUCGUGAGUCAUUAUACAUGCAGGAUUACAGCUACUUUCGCGAGGCUGUUGGGUUGGAUCCGAGUGCUGUCAUCAAGAGUGCGUUUGAUGAGCCAGACGAGAAAGCCAAGGGCACGAAAACCUGCGUACAAUGCAGCGACUGGCUUCGACAUGAAGUAACUGUGCACCUCACCAAUACGCACCUAGUCGAAGAGGCCACAAUAGUCGCGGCUAACAGGCAACUCGACCCGAACCACCCCGUGAUGAGGUUACUCUACCCACACUGGCAGAAGACCCUGGCGAUCAAUGCGGCAGCCCGAAACACUCUAGUUCCCCAUAUAAUUGUCGAGUUAAUUGGGCUCCAACAAACAGAGGCAUAUAGGUUUAUCCGGCACGCAUAUAAGACAUUCGAUUUUAAGCAACGCUACGUGCCGGCAGAUCUCAACCAACGUGGGUUCCCUCCGGAGCAACUCGACAGUCCGAAGUUUCACAACUACGCCUAUGCCAGAUGUAUCAACAGCAUGUGGCACAAGAUUAGGACCUACGUCCAAGAGAUGCUGAAUUUCGACUACCCACAGCCAGAUGCCGAUCAAAAGGUCCUUCAUGACGAACGCAUUCAGGCCUGGUCAGCAGAGAUGCGAAGUCCCAGCGGUGCAGAUCUUCCAUCCUUCCCAACCAUCAGCACGCUCGCGGAGCUAGUUGACUGUGUGACAAUGUGCAUACACAUUGCUUCCCCUCAACACACGGCGGUCAACUAUCUACAAAAUUACUACCAGUCGUUCGUCGUCAAUAAACCUCCCUGUCUCUACACCGAGCUUCCCUCAUCUCUGAAUGACCUGCUCAGCUACACCGAAAAACACCUUGUUGAGGCGCUACCUAUGAACCAUACUCGGGAUUGGCUUCUUGCGUCUCAUACACCAUACCUACUUAGCUACAAACCCGGCAAUAAAGAAAGCCUGAUUGUCUACGCUGCUUCGAAGUUCCGGGUAUAUCACAACAAGGCAUCAGAGGAGGACCAGGUCAUUGCAAAAGCCACCGGAAAAUUUUACACGGCACUUGCUGAUAGCGAAGAGGAGUUUAAGGGAUAUGGGCAAGCCACGGAUGAUUGGGGGACCAUACCGUAUGAGGUGCUGAGCCCAGAGUGGAAUGCAGUCUCGAUUUUGAUUUAG